ACCAACCAUUCAAUUGUCUCCAAGAUGUCUACAAAUCUAGGGAAGAGAAAGCGAAAGGUCGGCGCAGUUACCGCCUCGAAAUCCAAAAGGCGAGAAGAGCGAUCGGGUAGCGAAGAAUCAGAAGGCGCGAAGCUAGAUGCGCAAGAAAUAUUUCGCCGGCAUUUUGAAGCGCAAUUCAAACCAUUACCGAUCGUGCAAAAAGCAACAGAGGAGGCAGAAGAUCUCUCAGAAGAAGACGAUGACGAAGAAGAAGAAUGGGGCGGAAUAUCGGAGCCAGAAGAGGGAGGGGUAGAAGUGGUUGAGCAUACAGAUGCGCAGACUCGAAUGGCGGCGAUGUCAAAAGAGGAAUUGAAAGCAUUUAUGGUAUGGCAGACUUCAGCCAUGAUAUCUCAAUCUACUAACAAUUUUCACAGAGUUCCAAAAUUCCAAAGAGCACACCUACAGUAUCCCUCAUUCGCGAUAAAUCUGGCACAAAGAUAGACGACGAAGAUGCUUCCGAAGAAGCAAGCCUGAAAAAAGAUCUUGCGCUUCAACGUCUCCUCGCCGAGUCCCACCUCCUCGAUUCCGGUAGUAACACGACAUCUAGUGGGACAAAUCGACAUAAAGCGACGGAUCUACGGUUACAGGCCCUAGGAUCUAAGGGUUCAAUAUUCAAACAAGAAAAAAUGCCAAUCGCACACAGAAAAGGAAUUGUCUCCAAGCAAAACGAGAAGGAAGACGCGAGAAGAAGAGAAGCCCGUGAGAACGGUAUCAUUCUAGAAAAGGCGAAAAUGAAGGCCAGGUCUGGUAACGAAGGAAAGAGGGACAGAGGGGUCGGUGCUCCCGCGGUGGGUAAAUUCUCCGGAGGAACAUUGAAGCUGAGCAAAAAAGACAUAUUCGAUAUUGAAGGUCCGAAGAGGAGUUCCAGUAGCAGAGGCGGAAGAGGCGGUGGGAGAGGACGAGGAAAAGGAAAACGAGGACGAUAGUCACUAUGAUACCCGAGUAUCGAACAAACAUAUACUUUGUCGACAUAAUGAUACUUUUACGAUUGCUCAUUUCCGCUGUGGAAGCCAAAGUUGUCCAAACGCGUUGCAACACUACGGAAUUCUUGAAAUUCGUCAUCAAAUACAGAUAGGAGAAGCAUCAGAUGAGCUGGGGAUGAAGGUUCCGAGGUGAUGUGAUAGUCAUACCGACGGGUGUUUGAGUGCUCGCAUUACACUAUUUAUCCACAGCUUCCACAAAACAAGCCAACCAGUUCUACCGAUUGGCAGAAACCAUAUAUGGUAGUCACCAACAAGGAGAAUGGCCCGGUUGA
Hymenoscyphus albidus is the source of this 1294-nucleotide messenger RNA. NCBI's taxonomy places the organism in Eukaryota, Fungi, Ascomycota, Leotiomycetes, Helotiales, Helotiaceae. The record is from the annotation of a GenBank genome assembly.